AUGAAAAGAAUAAACGAAUAUUUUUCUACUAAUACGAAUAAAAGAAGUCCCGUGCCUGCUAUUCCAAUAGCAGAAGAAGAAUCAUCACUAAUUUGUGAUACAAUUAACUCGGAGGAACCAGGUACAUCGUCCUCAAAUGUUGUUAUGUCCCGAGUUAAUGAUGUUGGUAUGUUUAUAAAAGUGGAUCGCAACUUAACUGAUAAUGAAAAACAUUUAGUUCUCACAAAUGCAUGGAUUCCGCCUGUUUCUUACUCGUUUCCUAUACUAGAGCCUAAUAAAGAACGAAAAUUAAAGUUUCAACACCACUGGUUAACUUCAUACAGCUGGUUACUGUAUUCCGAAAUAAAAUCUGGUGCAUUUUGUCGAUUUUGCGUGGUUUUUGCUAAAUGUGGUGGUGUGGGAAAUCAAAAACUAGGUUUUUUGUCCUCUGAACCAUUUAACAAUUGGAAAAAGGCUAAAGAAGUUUUUAAUAAACAUUCAUUGUUGGAAUACCAUAAAACUGGUGCUUUGAAAGCUGAUAGUUUUUUAAGUGUUUUUUCUAAAAAACAAAAAUCAAUUGUUGAUGCUUUGGAUGAUGAUAGGUCAAAACAGAUAAUUAAUAAUAGAAAAAGGCUUUUACCAAUCGUAGAAUGCAUAAUUUUAUGUGGCAAACAAGAAAUUGCUCUACGGGGACAUAGGGAUUUUGGCCCAAUUGACUUUACAUCAGCGUCAGCUAAAAAUGAAGGUAAUUUCCGAGAAAUUUUAAAAUAUAAAGUAAAAGACGACGAUUGUAUUAGAUCAUUCCUUGAAUCAGAUUCACGUAAUAAAUAUUUAAGCCCUAGGAUACAAAAUGAAAUAAUAGCUAUAUGUGGUGAUAUAUUAUUAAAAAAAAUUGUUGAAAAAAUCAAUGCAUCCAAAUGUUUCUCAGUCUUGGCUGAUGAAACAACAGACAUUUCAGUUACAGAACAACUAACAAUAUGUGUAAGAUACUUAAGUGGAACGGGGAAUGAUGUACAAAUCAAUGAAGAUUUUAUCAUGUUUGUUGAGAUUCAUAGUUUAACAGGAGUUGAUUUAGCAUCUGCAAUUCUAAAUGGUCUCAAUGUUAGUGGUAUUAACUGUGAUUUUUUGUAUGGCCAAGGGUAUGAUGGUGCUGCAAAUAUGUCCGGGCAAUUUAAAGGAGUAAAAUCUAUUAUACAAGCAAAGUAUCCUAAGGCAUUGUACGUGCACUGUGUUGCCCAUUCCUUAAACUUAGCAGUAUCCUCUGCGUGUGAUUUACAACCAAUUCGAAAUUGCCUUGGGGUCAUUGAAAAAUUGUAUUGUUUUUUUAAUACACCUAAACGCAAAAAUGCACUUUUUGAAGCUAUUAGUAAUAGUGAUUUGAUACCAAGCAUAAAAUCAUUAAAACGAUUAUGUGCAACCAGAUGGAUUCAAAGGUAUGAUGCCGUUAAUGAUUUUGUUCAGUUAUUUCCAUACGUUGUAGUUUCAUUAGAAACUAUGUCAAGUUGGAAAGAUGUAACUGCAGUUGAAGCCAAUAUGUUAAGAAAUGCAAUGGACUCAGAAUUUCUUAUAUCAGUACAAAUUAUAAAGGUACCUAAUUCAAUAUAUUAA
Metopolophium dirhodum (rose-grain aphid) is the source of this 1587-nucleotide messenger RNA. Its product is annotated as zinc finger MYM-type protein 1-like. Bases 1 to 1587 code for a protein of 528 amino acids. Lineage: Eukaryota; Metazoa; Arthropoda; Insecta; Hemiptera; Aphididae. The transcript is spliced from 7 exons. The record is from RefSeq and is a predicted model, not a curated record.